GCCGACGUCGCUUCCAAAAAUCGCCUCCUCACGUUUCCGGUUCGGAUUCCCCUCGCGUCACACGCUCCCCCUCUCCCUCGCCCGCUCCCAUGGCGUCCCUCUUCAGGGCUCGCCGGCGGCGAUCGCCGGAGGACGAGGGAGACGACGGCGACGGAUCCGGAUCCGGGCGGGGCAAGCGCCGCCGCCUCUCGCCGGAGGAGGGCGCGCUGGUGCCGGCGGAGGCGGGGAGGAGCCCCGGGUGGCUCUCCACCAUCGUGACCGGGGCCAAGCGGGUCAUAUCCUCCGUGCUCUUCUCCUCGUCCGAGGAGCAGGCCUCCGGGGACGAGGAGGAGGAGGAGGAGGAGGACGGCUCCGAACAGGACUCCGAUGGAAAUGAAGAUACCCGCAAUACUCAUGGAACGAUAGUUCCUUACAGCGAGUCAAAGCUUGCCAUUGAGGAAAUGGUUAUGAAGGAAACAUUUUCAAGGGAUGAAUGUGAUAAGAUGGUAAAGCUAUUACAGUCACGUGUUGCAGAUUCAGCAUUUCCUGAAGCCUAUGAGCAUGGGACACCAAAAGAAACCCCAAGCAGGAAUGGUCAUGAUUUUACUGGAGCUUGGCGUUCCUUGAAUCGCAAUAGAAAUGGCCCUGGGUCAGGUCCAUUUUUUAGUACCGGACCUGGUAACUUUUCUCCUGGCCCUCCUCUCCAAGCAUCACCUGAGCUAUGUAGUGCAGCAGUUAUGGAAGCAAAGAAAUGGUUGGAAGAGAAAAGGCAGGGAUUCGGCUCAAAGCCUGAAGAUCAUGGACCAUGCACAUUGAACACUGAUGUGCUUAAUGCUGACCUCAAAUCCGACAAGGGUUCUCCUGUCGAUUUAGCAAGAUCAUACAUGCAGUCAUUGCCACCAUGGCAGUCCCCUUUAUUAGGCAGUCGGAGAUUUAAAUCACCACCAUCCGGUGGAGUACAUAUUAAUGAUGAAGAAGGAUCCAAAUACUUCUCAUCAUCAAAGGUCGACACCAAGGAAAACUUCAUUUCCAGUUCCAACUUCUGGGAAAACUUCGAUUUGCGAAGAGAUCACAUUAGAUUUUCUGAAACUGCGGAAGCUUCUAAGUCGAGGCACCAUGGUACUACUUCCAGAUUGUUUGAUAAUGGUGUCUCUAUACUCUCACCGGGUACUCGUGAUGAAGUUGGACAGCCUGUACAGGGUUAUCAAGGUUCUGAUAAAGUUGCUGCAGCAGCACCAGCCAAUGAGUGCUCCUUACCUAUUUCACCAACUAAAGAUGGAAACCAUGGUGCUGUUGAUUCUGUGGACCCUGCACCGAAGGACAGUGGCAAUCUUGUCCAAGAAUGCCAUGCUGCAUCUGUUCAUCCUGAUGAGGUACCACAGGGGAAUGCAGAUGAGGUACCACAUGGGAAGCCUGUGCCUCUCACAAGGUCGGUUUUUGUAUUAAAGAAGGGUGCACUUUUUAACACAGAUUUGCUGCAUUUGCUACAUACUGCUCUGUCGUUAACAAUAUUGAACUGUCUCAGUGCUACGGAAGAGGCUGCUGACCAGAGUGGAGAUAAAUCUGUGCCCGCAGAACCAGAAAUUCACGAAGAAUUGCAUAUGAACUCAACUUCAGAAUCAAGAGCAAAGGUUGCAGCCCCCCAGAUCCGGAUGAGUUUGCGUUCCCUAAAGAAAAAGGUCCACACGAGUUUAAAUGGGCCUACCAAGAAAACCUCUGCCAACGGUCUUCUGGAUCGAUCAGACGGCAACUCAGGGAUAGAAUCCUCGGGCAAUGAUAAUCCCAGCUGCACUAACUCGAGCAGUGCUGUGCCUCCCAACAAUAAAGAGUUCAUCAACUCUGCAGCUGAUGCUUCAGCUGAUAACUCCGUCGAUAACGGCGCGAGAACGGUUUCAGAGAAACCGGCAGAUGGUAAGUCUGUCGAAAACGACGCUGGGAAGGAUUCAGUUGAACCAGUAAAGGAAGACCCUAAACCAACUUACGUCAGACGUGGCCGGAAAAGGGCUGCUCGGAGGGCAUCAUGAAGAGGAGUCUAGGAGCAAAGCGUUUGUUAUACCAGGUCGCAGUGCACUAAUAUUAACGGCCCCAAGAAGAGGGGCGCUAUGAUAUCUAGGUUUAACUAGAGCUAGUAUUCAUUUGAUGGGAUAUCUCAGGUAACACAUCAUGUACCCACGCCCGUAUCAAUGUUGUAUCACUGUAGGCUAGAUGUGAUUACUAGGUUCAGUAGCUGCUCUCAUUCAGUCUCAUCUAGAUGUGAUCUGUAUUAUUAUUAUUAUUGUUAUUUGGGUAGUUUGUGAAAGACGGAAGAACAACUUCUUCAUCACUGCUAUUUGAUUGUAUUGUAUUGUACCAUUGAUUGACAGUGCAUGUUAUGCUUGCAUUUA
Messenger RNA from Triticum aestivum (bread wheat), 2363 nucleotides. Its product is annotated as protein KAKU4. The coding region runs from base 90 to 2003 and encodes 637 amino acids. Gene Ontology annotation, biological process: nuclear membrane organization. The transcript is spliced from 10 exons. The record is from RefSeq and is a predicted model, not a curated record. NCBI's taxonomy places the organism in Eukaryota, Viridiplantae, Streptophyta, Magnoliopsida, Poales, Poaceae. Gene Ontology annotation, cellular component: nuclear envelope.